AUGGCGUGGUCCUAUGGUGUGAGAGAUGGUGGCUCAACGUUUGAGGGCUCAGAGCUGAUGAUGAUUGCGGGAAUGAUUUUUAUGUCUGUUUUAGUGAUUUCAACGGUCAUUUUUACUUGUGGGGACCCCUCUAACAGCAUAAAGGAAGACGAUGGUGAUGACUCUUCUAACGGAGAAAGGAAACGUAGGGGUAAUGGAGGUUAUUAUGGAGGUGGAGGUGGCGGUAGUGGUGGAGGCACCGCUUGCGGUGGGGGAGGAGGUGGAGGUGGAGGCACCGCUUGCGGUGGGGGAGGAGGUGGAGGUGGAGUCACCGCUUGCGGUGGGGGAGGAGGUGGCGGUUGUGGUGGAGGCGGUGGUGGUGGUGGAUGCUGA
Messenger RNA from Solanum verrucosum, 372 nucleotides. RefSeq names its product glycine-rich cell wall structural protein 1-like. The coding region runs from base 1 to 372 and encodes 123 amino acids. Lineage: Eukaryota; Viridiplantae; Streptophyta; Magnoliopsida; Solanales; Solanaceae. The record is from RefSeq and is a predicted model, not a curated record. The transcript is spliced from 2 exons.